CUCAUCUACAUAUUACUUCCUCCCAGCUUCCGUAACCUUAUCAGGACUAUCAGUCAGUAUUCGGCUUUGCAAGCAAUCGCGAGGCCGGAUAACAGCUCACGGUCGAAGAUUAAGAGAAAGACAACCGCAAGACCUCAAAAUUCCAGGAUUCUAGCCUUCUGAUUUCGGCGCUUAAUAAAAGUGGAUUCAGCACUUACUAUCAUAGCGAUGUCGCCAGCACAUUCGGAAUUCAUGCCUUCUUCUACAGCAUAUCCUACCAAUGAUCACAUUAUUAGGCACACUCAUCCCAGUCUAAACAGCAUCUGGACCAUCAUCGCCCUCACUUUCGUCGUCGUCGUCGUGAGCUGCGUGGUUUGUUAUUCGAUCUACAGCUGCUAUCAUUCUGCAGUAUACCAACAACAACUAGAAAUUGCUGAAUCCAUACGCCAGCGUGCAAGAGCUGAAAGUCGCUCUAGGAAAGGCCUGUCUGCAAACGGCCAACUGAAUGAUAUGCACCUGAAGAAACACGUUUGUCUUGAAGAAACUGCCAAGCUCUCGGCUCUCCAUACUGACUACAACGAUUCUGUUACAAGCUUCCAGUCUUCAACAAUGCCAGAUAUCACCUCGCCUGCUCUCGCUGUGACAUACUCUACGCAAACACCUUUUAUGCACCACGCCUCGCCGAUUUUUCCUCUACCCGGUACCGACUAUGAAUCCGUAAAGUUAUCUCCAGGUUCUUCAACGCCCAUACUCUUCGAUUCCAACAAUAUUCCAUUCUACAUGCCUGGAUCACCUUUGAUGAAUCCCAAGUUAGCUCCCGCAGGCGGCGCCUUCGAUCAUCAUCCAUCUAUGCCCCCACCUACCGAAGAAGUCCUGACUUCCGGUCACGAAGCCUGCAUCAACGUCACUGCGGUCUCUUCUCGUCCACGAUCGGCGUCAGGCCAUUUUUCCCGCUUGUGCACUCCUGUUUCUCCUACUGCCGUCGCUUGCGGGAAUACGGAUCUUUCCAGAGCCUGUUGACCUCUUCCUACGCUUUUAGUACCGGGACUAGACCAUCAAGAGACAGACAAAGCAAGACAUCUGAAAGCACACCUAGCAGGAGUAUCGGCCCCUAGCACUAAACGAGUUCCCGAGAUAUGUAUUGUUCCCCGUUUCAUCUUUUUCGCCGCAUCAAGAUCUAAAGCCAAAGCUCGGGCACAUAUCCCAUCAAAACCUUCACUUCAGGACGUUCGUAAUCCAAGCACAGAGACGGUGAAGAAAAUGACUUGCCCUUUGCGGGGGCAUUCUCUUUUCGGGUAGAUUUUUCAUGUACGAACGCGAACCGCUGCUUUACAACAUUCAUGUACCAAUCCCAAUAUCACAGUAUUCGAGCUGGGUAGCAGCUUAUUACUAUAGUCAGU
Lentinula edodes (shiitake mushroom) is the source of this 1379-nucleotide messenger RNA. RefSeq lists its product as uncharacterized. The record is from RefSeq and is a predicted model, not a curated record. Lineage: Eukaryota; Fungi; Basidiomycota; Agaricomycetes; Agaricales; Omphalotaceae. Bases 208 to 999 code for a protein of 263 amino acids. The transcript has 2 exons.